Messenger RNA from Dendronephthya gigantea, 1741 nucleotides. RefSeq names its product homocysteine-responsive endoplasmic reticulum-resident ubiquitin-like domain member 2 protein. Gene Ontology annotation, biological process: endoplasmic reticulum unfolded protein response. Gene Ontology annotation, molecular function: protein binding. The transcript is spliced from 8 exons. Bases 39 to 1376 code for a protein of 445 amino acids. The record is from RefSeq and is a predicted model, not a curated record. NCBI's taxonomy places the organism in Eukaryota, Metazoa, Cnidaria, Anthozoa, Malacalcyonacea, Nephtheidae.
GUCGCGCACUUGGGUCGGUGAGCGAGCGAGAGGACAAAAUGGAAAGUUUAGCUUCGGAAUCGUCGAUAAAAUUAGUUGUCAAAACGCCAAAUCAAACAAUAAAAGACAUCGAAGUUAGCUGUCUUUUGGACUGGACUGUCGAGAAGCUAAAGAGCCAUUUAUCGUUGGUUUACCCGACGAAACCGGCCCGAAGCAGUCAGAAAAUCAUAUAUUCUGGAAAGUUGCUUCACGACCACAUCAUUUUGAAAGAUGUACUGCAAGAGGGUGAAGGUAGCCAUCAGACUGUACAUCUAGUAUGUACACCAUCAUCAUCAGAUCUCAAAACAUCCAAAACGACAACUUCAGCCUCAAAUAUGCCGACAAGUUCCAGCCCCCAAGUCACCUCAACACCAUCGACAACUACAAUGACGCAAGGUUCAACUGAACCUGAUGGCGUAAGACAUCGACGGAAUCAUCCAUUUGCCCAGCAUCCAUUUCACAACUUACAUCAUUUUGGACACCUACCUCACUUUCCACAAGCAAACGUAGAAGCAAACGUGGCAGGCCACUAUAUGUUUCCACAAGGUUACCAUGUGUUCCCACAAGGUCACCAAAUGUUCCCACCAACUCAUCCUCAUAUGUAUCCAAAUGCUCAGUAUUUUGGUACACAUAGUUUACAUUAUGCUGCCCAACAUAUGGCACACAUGCAUUGGAUGCAACAAAUGGCAAUGCAAAGAAAUAUGCAUAGGUUACCUGUAGUGCACCCAAAUAUACCACCUCAGCAGGAAAACAUACCUGCUCCAGUGCAGCAAGUAAAUCAGCCUGUUGAUGCUGCUCCCCCCGCAGCCCAAGUUCCCCCAGCGCAAGAGAGGCGAGAAAACCCCGCACAGAAUCAAAACAUGGUCAUGAAUGCGAACGCAGGUGGUGGAAUGAUGCAGGGCGAAGAUGAAGAGGAAAAUGGACAGCGUGAUUGGUUGGACUAUGUCUACAUGGCCGUCCGUAUUUCUAUGCUGAUGAGCAUCUUCUGGUUUUAUUCAUCUGCGGAGAGGUUGAUAAUUAUGGGACUUGUUGUAUUCAUUGUUUGGCUGGUCCAAUCUGGUGUGUUAAAUUUAAACAGAGCUCCAAUAAACAGACAACAAGAGGUGCAAAUCAAUCAAGCUAAUAAUAACGCUGCUGAAAGACAGGAGCAGGGGGAAGAACAGGGUACAGAGGAAGGUGAGGUGAUAGAACAGGACAGUGAGAGUGAAUUCUCAGAAUCCCAGACUGAGGAUGAAACAGACAACACGAACAACAAUAAUGAGACACAUCCUGGAUAUUUUUUUGUCUGGUAUAAUUUUUUCGUGACAUUUUUUACGUCGCUUGUACCGCAAGCACCUGGAGCUAUUGCCCAACCAUAGACAGAGUAUUUGCCCCUCGAUAUUUAAUAAAAGAAACACUCGGUUCUUGGUAAGAUGACCUGAAGAUGAAGAUGGGAUGAGACAAUGUGUCAUUGACUUCUAUUCGGGUGAUUUUUGAAGUAUUUGUGUCGAAAAAACUUGAACUAUAAAUGGCAACAGGACGAACCUGUAUGUAUUAUACACCAUAGUUCCCACGGAUUUGUAAUUUUUAUCGUUGUUUGUCAUCUCUCUUAUCUACAACAAACGCAGACAAUCUUCACACAGUGAUCCAGUAUUUAUCACCCAUUUGUUUAAAAACGGCAGAUGGUAGCCAACUGAUCUCUAUUCGCCAUCGUGAGGGGCAGAAUACCCGAGAAUACUUACCC